GAUGACCAGAGACUGCGGACACAGUACAGGAGAUGACCAGAGACUGCGGACAGUACAGGAGAUGACCAGAGACUGCGGACACAGUACAGGGGAUGACCAGAGACUGCGGACACCAGUACAGGAGAUGACCAGAGACUGCGGACACAGUACAGGAGAUGACCAGAGACUGCGGACACAGUACAGGAGAUGACCAGAGACUGCGGACACAGUACAGGGAUGACCAGAGACUGCGGACAGUACAGGAGAUGACCAGAGACUGCGGACACAGUACAGGAGAUGACCAGAGACUGCGGACACAGUACAGGAGAUGACCAGAGACUGCGGACA
This is a messenger RNA of Staurois parvus, 327 nucleotides long. The record is from the annotation of a GenBank genome assembly. Lineage: Eukaryota; Metazoa; Chordata; Amphibia; Anura; Ranidae.